AUGAAGGCCAUUUUGGCACUGCUGGCGUUCAGCUCAUCUUCACUAGCACUACAGGUCCCUCGCUACGCCACAAUUGCCUCGCGAGAUGCGGUUGCCGCGACUGACUAUGACUUCGUCAUUGCCGGCGGAGGCGUCUCGGGCCUUACCGUUGCCGAUCGGCUGACCGAAGACCCAAGCAGGAUAGUAACCGCAUCUCACGAAGUGCCCGUCACGUGCUGA
Molecule: messenger RNA, 219 nt
Organism: Colletotrichum abscissum
Lineage: Eukaryota; Fungi; Ascomycota; Sordariomycetes; Glomerellales; Glomerellaceae
Product: choline dehydrogenase
Exons: 2
Coding region: 1-219 (72 amino acids)
Source: RefSeq, a predicted model, not a curated record